Molecule: messenger RNA, 285 nt
Organism: Phaedon cochleariae (mustard beetle)
Lineage: Eukaryota; Metazoa; Arthropoda; Insecta; Coleoptera; Chrysomelidae
Source: the annotation of a GenBank genome assembly
AUGGACAUCUGCGAUCCAACGGAAAUAUUCAGAUGUGGACAUUGUUCCAAAGUUCUUGGAACAAUCAAUGAUAUCAUUGAACAUGAUUUAUGUGCUAAACAUUCAUGUUUUGCUUAUCAUGAUAACAUAGAAAUAGAUCCAGAAAGCAAAUUGGUUUUAGUAAAGAAACUUCCUCUCACAAUCCCCAAAGAAGUGCUCAUCUCACAUACUGCCGGUCCAAGUACAUCAACAUCAAAACCAUUGGGUGAAACGAGGGGUGGAACUGGCGGAAGUCAAAUGAAUUAA